UGGGGCGGCCGCGCACCGGCCCGGCCGGGAGUCCGAGGGGGAGCGAGGGGGGGCAGGUAACGCGGCGGUGGGGAGAGGGAAUCCGCUCCCCCGAAACCCUGGAGGCGAAGAUACCCCUGACUGAGAGGCUUGGGAGGGGAAGGGGGGAAAUUGAACGCACCCGAAUUUUUGUAGUUUUGUUGAAAUAAUCAAGUGCCGACGGCAGAUUUUUAGGCAGGAAAAAAAAAAAAAAAAAAAAAAAAAAGAUAGAGAGUUGGAGCCUACUGUUUUGGAUGCCGGCUUGAAUUUUUUGUUUACUUUCCGGUUUUAACCACUGCUAAAUGUGGAUUUUGUGAGAGAACCCGAUGGCGGUUGUGCCAUUGUUCCUUGCUUGAACGUAAAUCUUAGUUCUGCUGCUUGUGGAUUUCCCCCCCCCAAUUAUUUAUUUACUUUUUAAAAGGACCUUUCCAGCUAGCUUUUACGCCUGACAAAAUGAAGCCUUUGUAUUUUGCAAUCAAUUAUACCUAAUAUUGACAGUCUGUUUAGUCCAAGAGACUUAAAGUGCUGCCUCACUCAGAGGACCAUUAAAGACUUUCUGUUUUGCUACAUGUAGCUGAAUGUGUUACUGCACAUCCUUUCUCUCCCCCCAAAUCUUCCAAAAGAUUUUUCCAAAAUGAAGAAAUUUAAUUUUCGCAAAGUUUUGGAUGGUUUAACUGCCUCAUCCCCUGGUGGAAGCAGUGGUGGUGGCAGUGGUGGUGGAAGUGGGGCUGGUGGUGGCUCCAUGCACCCAGGAGGGACUGCAGGAGCUGCAGGGACACCCAGAGACGAGAUCCAGGAGACGCUCACUUCUGAUUAUUUCCAAAUUUGUAAGACGGUUCGCCAUGGUUUUCCUUAUCUACCCACUGCCUUAGCUUUUGACCCAGUUCAGAAAAUCCUGGCAAUUGGAACAAGAACAGGAGCCAUACGAAUAUUGGGCAGGCCUGGUGUUGAUUGCUACUGCCAACAUGAAAGUGGUGCUGCAGUUCUGCAGCUCCAGUUCUUAAUCAAUGAGGGUGCUUUGGUCAGUGCAAGUGCAGAUGAUGCACUUCAUUUGUGGAAUCUCCGACAGAAACGACCAGCUAUCCUACAUUCUCUGAAAUUUAACAGGGAAAGGAUUACUUACUGCCAUCUACCUUUCCAGAGUAAAUGGCUUUAUGUUGGAACAGAGAGGGGAAAUACACACAUUGUAAAUAUUGAGUCCUUCAUUCUUUCUGGAUAUGUUAUCAUGUGGAACAAGGCAAUAGAACUAUCCACAAAGACUCACCCUGGGCCAGUUGUACAUUUAAGUGACAGCCCAAGAGAUGAAGGAAAACUAUUGAUAGGUUAUGAAAAUGGGACUGUAGUACUCUGGGACUUACGAUCUAAAAGAGCUGAUCUGAGAGCUUAUUAUGAUGAGGCUAUUCAUUCUGUUGCUUGGCAUCAUGAAGGGAAACAGUUCAUGUGCAGUCACUCUGAUGGCAGCUUGACCCUAUGGAAUCUGAAAAGUCCUAACAGACCAUUCCAGACCACAAUUCCACAUGGAAAAAUUCAGAGAGAUGGGAAAAAACCUGAAUCUUGUAAACCAAUUCUUAAAGUAGAGUACAAGACCUGUAAAAACAGUGAACCUUUUGUGAUAUUUUCUGGUGGACUGUCAUAUGAUAAGGCUUGUCGAAGACCAAGUUUAACAAUCAUGCAUGGGAAAGCAAUUACAGUUCUUGAAAUGGAUCACCCUAUAGUUGAUUUUUUAACUCUUUGUGAAACUCCAUAUCCAAAUGAAUUUCAAGAACCCUAUGCUGUAGUUGUGCUUUUGGAAAAAGAUCUCAUUGUUGUUGACCUGACACAAAGCAAUUUUCCAAUCUUUGAAAAUCCAUACCCUAUUGACAUUCAUGAGUCACCUGUUACCUGCACAGAAUAUUUCGCGGACUGUCCUCCAGAUUUGAUUCCUGUACUCUAUUCUGUAGGAGCAAAACAUAAAAAGCAAGGAUACAGCAAUAAGGAGUGGCCUAUCAGUGGUGGAGCAUGGAACCUUGGAGCUCAGACAUAUCCCGAAAUCAUUAUUACAGGCCAUGCAGAUGGAUCAGUAAAGUUUUGGGAUGCUUCUGCCAUUACCCUACAGAUGUUGUACAAAUUAAAAACAUCAAAGGUCUUUGAAAAACAGAAACCAGGAGAAGGAAAAGCAACAGCUGAGAUUGUGGAAGAAGAUCCUUUUGCUGUUCAGAUGAUGUACUGGUGUCCUGAAAGCCGAAUUUUCUGUGUGGCAGGAGUUUCUGCAUAUGUGGUUGUUUACAGGUUCAGCAAACAUGAAGUAAAUACGGAAAUUGCAUCAUUAGAGGUACGACUUCAGUAUGAAGUAGAAGAUAUCAUUACUCCUGAACCAGAAAUAAUUCCUCCAUUUCCAGAUGCCUCACCCCAGCUUCCUUCUUUAAAGAGUCUUUCAGGCAGUACCAACACUGUAGCAUGUGAAGGAACAAUGAAGGAUAGUAUCCCAUGUCUUAGUGUUAAGACUCGACCUGUGCGAAUGCCUCCUGGAUACCAAGCAGAUCUUGUUAUUCAGCUGGUGUGGGUGGAUGGUGAGCCUCCACAACAGAUCACCAGUCUUGCUGUAAACUCUGCUUAUGGACUAGUGGCAUUUGGAAACUGUAAUGGUUUGGCCGUUGUGGACUUUAUGCAGAAGACAGUACUGCUGAGCAUGGGAACCCUUGACCUGUAUGGAUCAAGUGAUCCAUACCAGCGUCAACCCCGUUCACCUCGCAAAAGCAAGCAGUUUGCUGCAGACAACUUUUGCAUGCGUGGCCUGUCUAACUUUUAUCCAGAUUUAACGAAACGGAUCCGUACUUCCUAUCAGAGCCUGACUGAACUCAGUGACAGUCCAGUUUCCCUGGAGCUAGAGCGUUGCAAGUCUCCCACUUCAGGUAAAGAUCACGUCAAUGGUCACUGUACAAGUCCAACGUCCCAGAGCUGUGGUUCAGGAAAACGACUUUCCAGUGCAGAUGUCUCGAAAGCAAACCGCCGAGGGCCCGGGAGGCCUCCCUUCAGAAAAGCGCAGUCUGCGGCCUGCAUGGAGAUUUCUCUCCCAGUCACCACAGAAGAAAAUAGGGAAAACUCCUUCAGCCGUUCCCGAAGUUCCAGUGUGUCCAGUAUCGACAGGGACUCAAAGGAGGCAAUUACAGCUUUGUACUUCAUGGAGUCCUUUGCCCGAAAGAACGACUCCGCCGUCUCCCCCUGUCUCUGGGUUGGAACAGGCCUCGGUAUGGUCUUAAUCCUCUCCCUUAAUCUGCCUGCUAGUGACGAUCUACGGCAGUCAGAGCCAGUCAUGGUGUCGCCAAGUGGCACAGUUCUGACACUCAAAGGAGCUGUGCUGACCUUCGCGUGCCUGGACUGCAUGGGGACAUUGACACAUCCACCGUAUGAAGUAUGGAGGGACCCACACAGUGCUGAUGAUGGUGAAAAAACAAGAAAAAGGAAACUUGUCAUGCAUUCCCCUUCCUCCUCUCAGGAUAUGGGUGAUCAUCAAUUUGCAGUCAUUUGUUCAGAAAAACAAGCCAAAGUCUUCUCAUUGCCUUCCCAAACAUGUCUUUAUGUCCACAACAUCACCGAAACGUCCUUUUUAUUGCGAGCAGAUGUGGUCACCCUCUGUAACAGCGUCUGUCUGGCGUGCUUUUGUGCCAAUGGGCACAUCAUGACACUGAGCUUGCCCAGCCUCCGCCCACUGCUGGACACCAACUAUUUGCCCGUAACGGACAUGAGGAUAGCGCGGACCUUUUGUUUCACUAACGAAGGGCAAGCUUUGUACCUCAGCUCUCCCACGGAGAUCCAGCGCCUGACGUACAGCCAGGAGAUGUGUGACAGCCUGCAGGACAUGCUUGGGGAUUUAUUUACUCCUGUGGAAACACCAGAAGCCCAAAACAGAGGCUUUCUCAAAGGACUUUUUGGAGGAAGUGGACAAGCUUUUGACAGAGAGGAGCUUUUUGGCGAGGCCACGGCGGGAAAAGCCUCUCGCAGUCUUGCCCAGCACAUCCCCGGAUCAGGUGGAAUUGAGGGCGUGAGAGGAGCCGCAGGAGGAGUCAUUGGGGACUUGACUCGUGCCCGCAUUGCCCUUGAUGAGAGAGGACAGAAACUGGGAGAGCUGGAUGAAAGGACUGCGAGCAUGAUGGCCAGCGCAGAGGCGUUUUCCAAACAUGCACAUGAGGUGAUGCUGAAAUACAAGGACAAAAAGUGGUACCAGUUUUAGACUUUCAAAGAAGCUGCUUGUGGCUUUAAGAACACUGUUCAAGGAAGCAGCAUUCCUUCCCAAAUCUACCAGUCACUGGCCAGAGACAGUUUCUUCUCCUAGAAGAUGUUUUCCUGUUACUAUUAUUGGAUUCAUCACAGUGGGAGUCAAGGAGAAAUUUUACAGUCCGUGACACAGAAGCUAGAAUCAUGUGGGUCUCAGUCCAACAGCUGGCUCAUGCAGUAGCCAGUUUGUUUCCAAAACGAACUCAACCAUCACUGUGGCAUGUAGUUUUUCAGAAGCUGUAGGUAUGAACUGUGGGGAGUGCGUCUGGUAAAAAAUACUCUGUACAAACAACUCAAAUGUUAAUGCACUUACAAAACUUUGCAUGACUAAUUGACAUCUUAAAAAAAAAAACAAAAAAAAAAAACACAAAACAAAAAAACAGAAAAAGAAAGCAUGUUGUGACCGAAGA
Tyto alba (common barn owl) is the source of this 4682-nucleotide messenger RNA. It is a transcript of the gene STXBP5L, whose product is annotated as syntaxin binding protein 5L. The transcript has 27 exons. Gene Ontology annotation, molecular function: myosin II binding; GTPase activator activity; syntaxin binding. Gene Ontology annotation, biological process: regulation of protein secretion; regulation of exocytosis. Lineage: Eukaryota; Metazoa; Chordata; Aves; Strigiformes; Tytonidae. The coding region runs from base 653 to 4228 and encodes 1191 amino acids. The record is from RefSeq and is a predicted model, not a curated record. Gene Ontology annotation, cellular component: cytoplasm; SNARE complex; plasma membrane.